Drosophila montana is the source of this 420-nucleotide messenger RNA. RefSeq names its product larval/pupal cuticle protein H1C-like. The record is from RefSeq and is a predicted model, not a curated record. The coding region runs from base 134 to 418 and encodes 94 amino acids. Lineage: Eukaryota; Metazoa; Arthropoda; Insecta; Diptera; Drosophilidae. The transcript has a single exon.
GCUGGCUGUACGGCCGUGCAGCUAAACUCUGACACUGGCUAUAAAAGUGUCGCGUUGAUUGCCAAACAGCAUCAGUCAGUGACAAGUCGACAAGUCAACAAACGGCAGAAGAACAAAACACAAUCAAAUCAAUAUGAAAUUCCUCAUCUGUUUGGCUCUGUGCAUUGCGACCGCCCAGGCUGGCAUAUUGGCUGCACCGGUUGCCACCUACUCGGCCGUGGCGCCCGUUGCCACCUACUCGGCCGUGGCGCCCGUUGCCACCUACUCGGCCGUGGCGCCUGUCAGUUAUUCCACCUAUGCUGCCGCGGCUCCCAUCUACAGGACACCUGUGACCACUUAUGCCGCUGCGCCAGUCUAUACGGCUCCCAUUACCGGCUAUGCUGCAACGGCUGUGGCCAGUCCCUUCUGGAAAAAGUAGUA